GAACCCAUGAAUGGAGAAUGGGGAAAAACAUGGUUUCACUUAAUUUUUCCCAUUUUCUUCUAGGCUUCAUAUCUUUAGCUAAGAGGCAAUGUGGAUAAAGAUGAUGGUGCUCACUUGAAAACUUUAUCAAUAUGUGGAGGUAAAUUUCAGCAGAGAAGCAGGCAAGAGAGUGGGUAGACCAAACUUCCUCAAGCUGAUGCCAUGAAGUUUUGUUAAUCUUCUUUCGGCAUGCUGAGAGCUGUUGCCUGCAAGGUGAUUUGUUGAGUCAAGAUUCCACAGAGAAAAAGUUGGCAUCAAAGCAUGAGUAAUUGGAGUGUGAGCAAGCAGUACAAAAGCAGGCACACCCAGGAUCUCUACCCAUUUAUCAAGCAUUCUUGACACACCCAAGAAUGGAGAAAAUCCCCAGAUAAUCCUUCAGAUUUUAUACGCCUAAGGACACAAACUGAUUUUGUGAUUUCCCUCCAAGCAACUAAGGAAUUUACAUCACCAGGUAAGAUGUGUUUAAAACGGAGAGUAAAAGUCUACAGUUAAAGAAGACAGGCAACGGAUUCCAGUUAACCCAUUCACAAAAGAGAAGGAAAAAGACAGUAUAAAGCAGGUAACUUUUGAAUGUUGUGAAUACCAUCAUGAUGUGGAUAUUCCUUCUUCUAGCUUCUUCACACCUCCUGGUUGCACAAAGAACCUGUCUGCAUGGGGCCUGCUAUCCACCUGUGCAGGAUCUUCUUAUAGGAAGAAUCCAUUAUUUGAAGGCAUCCUCCACCUGUGGACUUACCCAACCUGAAACUUCCUGUACUCCAUAUGGAAAAUGGCAAAUGAAAUGCUGCUCAUGUGAUUCCAGAAUCCCUCAUGCAUACAAUAGUCACCGGGUGGAAAAUGUUCUCUCUUCUACAGGACACAAGCGGUGGUGGCAAUCUCAGAAUGAUGUGAAACAUGUUUCUCUCAAACUAGAUUUAAACAAUAAAUUUCAUCUUGCUAGUCUCCUGCUGGACUUCAGGAGUCCUUUGCCAGGGGGCAUGGUGAUUGAGCGUUCUACCGAUUUUGGCAAAACCUGGAUGAUCUAUCAGUACUUGGCCACAGACUGUUCUACUACUUUUCCCCGGAUUCCCAAGGGCUUACCUCAGAAGUGGCAGGAUGUCCAUUGCCAGAACAUACAGAGUCAACAUAGACAACCUCAGAAUGGGGGAAAGAUUAAGUUCAACCCUGUAGACCUUGCAUCAGGGAUGAUGACAUCUCAAAGCCAACGGAUUAACAAUUUGGCUGAAUUCACCAACCUGAGAAUCAACUUCACACAGCUGACCCAUUUUCCACAUCAGGGAUACCGCUUACCCAGUGCUUUCUAUGCCUUAAAUGAGAUGCAAGUUCAAGGCAGCUGUUUCUGCCAUGGGCAUGCAGAUCGCUGUGCUGCCCCUGAUGCCUCUUCUGGAGAGCCCAGGGCUAUGGUCCAUGGGCGUUGUAUAUGCCAACACAAUACUGCUGGGCCAAACUGUGAUCACUGUGCAUCUUUUUACAAUGAUCAGCCAUGGAAACCUGCUGAAGAUGAUAAUCCUAAUGAAUGUCAUAGAUGCAAUUGUAAUGGACAUUCCCACAAAUGCCAUUUUGACCAAAGUGUAUAUCAAGCAAAUGGGGGAAAGAGUGGGGGUGUAUGUGAAGAUUGCCAGCACAACACAGAAGGGGGGAACUGUGAAUUGUGCAAAAUAAACUUCUUUCGUAACCGGCGGUUUGAUCUUGGCCAUCCAGAGGUCUGUCUCCCUUGUGAGUGUGAUCCAGAUGGCACCGUUCCUGAUUCUAGCUGUGAUCGCAUAAAUGGUCGUUGCGUCUGUAAGGACAAUGUGCAAGGAGACCGUUGUCAUCUUUGCAAACCUGGAUUUACUCAGUUGACCAACUCUAACCCCAAAGGUUGCAGAGAGUGUGCCUGCAACAUGUUGGGCAGUCGCAGAAAUGUACCCUGUGAUGAUGAAACUGGACGCUGUUUCUGCCUUCCUAAUGUGGCAGGAGAGAAGUGUGAUGAGUGUGCUGUGAAUCACUGGAAAAUUGCAAGUGGGGAGGGCUGCUGGCCUUGCAACUGCCACCCUCAGAAUUCACUCAGCCUUCAGUGCAACAAGUUUACAGGGCAAUGUCCAUGCAGGGAAGGCUAUGGUGGACUGACGUGCUCUGCUGUUGAAGUACAAGAAUGUCCACACCAGACAUUUGGAAAUUUUAGGACUGGAUGUAGAGAUUGUGACUGCAAUUUCCAAGGCACAGAGGUAAUGGGCUGUAACAAACUGACUGGUAGCUGCCUUUGCCGCUCUGGGUUCGCAGGACCCCAGUGUAACCAGUGUCAACGGGGCUACUGUGGCAACUAUCACCAGUGUGACGCCUGCCAUCCUUGUUUCCAAGCCUAUGAUGAUGAUAUUCAAAGGUUUGGCUUACGUCAGGCCUCCUUGAAAAAUUCAACACAGCACUUGCAAGGAGGGACAAUGACCUCUGGCUACAGUACCCGCCUUUUAGAAAUGGAAAGAAAAAUGCAGCACAUUCAACAGAUGUUGGACAAUCCCCUCAUUACUGAGCAGGGACUGGAGCAGGUGGCCAAUGCCAUUGCUACAAUAAGGCAGACCAUUGAAGGUUUAAGCUCUGAAAUACUUCUUGUGGAUGAAGUCUCUUCCCUGUCCAUAGAUAUGGAUGCUCUUGAUAAAAGCCUGUAUCUAAUCACUGAACAAUACCAAAAUAAGAAGGCCCAGUUUGAAGCCAGCCGCAGCAUAGAUCUCUCAGGGGCAUUCAAAACUAUCAGGUCUGCACAUGUCACAUCCUCCAAUGCCAGUGCACGCAUAGCUGGUUCUUCUGUACUGCUCGCUGAGUCUCUAGAAAAGAGGAGAAAUGCCGAGGAGCUCGAAAGUCGUCUUCUAGACCCUGAUUCAGGAUUUGAACUACUGCAGAAUAAAAUGGCUGUUGCACCCAACUUGACUCCAGUCAUUAAUAAGGUUUGCAGUGUUGUGAGAUCAGAAGUUUGCACUCCUGGUGAAUGUAUUGGGUAUCUGUGUUCCCAUCAAAAUGCAAAUGAAUGUGGUCCAGGUAUGAGCUGCAGAGGAAUCCUUGCACUUUCCGGCGGUUCCAUCCAAACUGCCAGGAAAACCGCCCAGGAAUUCCGCAAUUUUAACAGGCAGCUCCAGGAGACUGAACAAAUGAUCAGAGCUGCUGAAAUAGCUUCAAGCAAGAUUCAGACAAAUGCCCAAAAACUGAGAAAUCAAAUGAGCAUCAUCAGGACACAGAUAGAGGCAGAUAUCCAGCGCACUCAGCAGUUCAUUCGUCAAGUUCGCAAUUUCCUAUCAGAUCCAGAUGCUGAUGCUACCACGAUUCAGCAAGUGAGCAAUUACAUCCUGUCCCUUAAUCUUCCAAUUGACACUGGCACAAUUCUCAGGAAAAUCACUGAGAUUCAGAAUUUGAUUGCUAAGCUGCAAUGUCCUGAUAGUAUCAUUGCCCAAACUGCUGGAGACAUAGCUAAGGCCAAACAGCUUCAGCAGGAAGCUGAAGAAGCCAGGAACCAGGCCAGUACUAUUGAGGGCAAUGUGGACGAUGUGCUGCAGAAAUUGAAACAAGGAGAAAUAGCACUUCAAGAAGCUGAACUUACCAUUCAGGACUCUGCUUUCCCCCUCCAGCGUAUUCAAAAUCGCCUUGAAGAAAUCCAGACUAUCCUUACUCCAGCUCAGGAGAAUGUGCGGGACAUCACUAAUCAACUGGAUAGUUUCACUGAGACGCUUGUCCAGUUACAGCACAAGGCAAGCCAGAAUCAGUUAUUGGCUGCAGAUGCCCAGCAACAAGCAACAGAAGCCCAUGCGCGAGCAAAAACCACUCAGCAGGUAUUUGAACAAUUGAAUGGCAAAUACAUGGACCUGAAGAGGCGAAUGGGACAAGGGUCAAAUUUAGGCAUCCAAGGUGACAGAAUUCAAAGUGCCCAUACAGAGGCCAACACAUUGUUGAAUGAAGCAUUGAAUAUGAUGGCCAAAAUGUCUGCUUUAGAAACAGAACUACAGGAGAGUAACAGUGCCUUCAUCCUCAAGUCAGCCAAGCUGGAAGGCCUGGAAAAAAAAGUGGAAUCAAUUCGUGAUCAUAUCAGUCAACGAGUUGCAUAUUAUUCCAGUUGCACAGAUUAAAACAGUUUCUUCUCCUUU
Messenger RNA from Thamnophis elegans (Western terrestrial garter snake), 4145 nucleotides. RefSeq names its product laminin subunit beta 3 (gene LAMB3). The record is from RefSeq and is a predicted model, not a curated record. Gene Ontology annotation, molecular function: extracellular matrix structural constituent. Gene Ontology annotation, biological process: cell migration; basement membrane assembly; substrate adhesion-dependent cell spreading. Gene Ontology annotation, cellular component: laminin trimer. NCBI's taxonomy places the organism in Eukaryota, Metazoa, Chordata, Lepidosauria, Squamata, Natricidae. The coding region runs from base 627 to 4127 and encodes 1166 amino acids. The transcript has 26 exons.